Molecule: messenger RNA, 1185 nt
Organism: Cyprinodon tularosa
Lineage: Eukaryota; Metazoa; Chordata; Actinopteri; Cyprinodontiformes; Cyprinodontidae
Product: calcium and integrin-binding family member 2-like
Exons: 6
Coding region: 102-665 (187 amino acids)
Molecular function (GO): calcium ion binding
Source: RefSeq, a predicted model, not a curated record
CGUGAGACCCCCCCGCCUGGACGAGGAGCGACCUGAAGGGUGGACGUGGUGGAGUCUUCCAGGGGGAUGCAGCUUUGUGAUGGGAGGAUCCGCCGGACACGAUGGGCAACAAACAGACGACCUUCACCGAGGAGCAGCUGGAGGCGUAUCAGGACUGCACCUACUUCACCCGGAAGGAGAUCCUGAGGCUGCACGGACGAUAUCGUGAGCUGGCUCCUCAUUUGGUGCCGCUGGACUACACCAACAAUCCAGACAUCAGAGUCCCUCUGUCCCUCAUCGUCACCAUGCCUGAGCUGAAGGAGAACCCGUUCAGAGACAGAAUCGUGGAGACGUUCUCAGAGGAUGGGCAGGGGAACAUGAGUUUCAACGACUUCGUCGACAUGUUUUCUGCUCUCUGUGAGACUUCGCCCAGAGAGCUUAAGACGAUCUACGCCUUCAAGAUCUACGAUUUUAACAGAGACAGCUUCAUCUGUAAGGGGGACCUGCAGAAGACCCUGAACAAGCUGACCAAAGGCGAGCUGACGCCGGAGGAGGUCGCUCUGGUGUGUGACAAAGCCAUCGAGGAGGCCGACCUGGACGCGGACAGCAAGCUCUCCUUCGCUGACUUUGAGAACAUGAUCUCCAAAGCUCCUGAUUUUCUGAGUAACUUCCACAUAAGGAUAUGAGACACAGCCACCAACAGAGGACAGAUGUCUCAUCCAGCUGUGUUCCUAUAUCCACCGGGAGUCUGAGGAACCAGCCUCUGAUGGAUGGUUCCGGACCUUCUGGAUCACCGAGGCGAUGUUGUUUCUGCUGCCAGCUGCAGAGCUCCGGACUGGACUCCUGUGUUUUCGUAGAGACCCAGCAGCCUGGCGCUGCAGGACCGUGACUUCAGUGCUUUCCAGUCCGACUCUGGUCUAAAAGCACACAGUUAAAGGGCAAACCGUGAGCAGCUAUGCAAUCUUUCUUGCUGACAUGCAUGUUGUAAAUAGCUUCCUCUGCUGCUGAGACUGUAAAUGUGCUUUAGUGAAGUGUUCUGGUGCAAACUGACAAUCAUUGUAAACUGUAGCUCAGUUAUUGGAAGGGCUCUCUGUCAGUCUGGCUUUCACACACCUUCUCCUGCCCACAGGCAACCUGAUCAAACACCUUCCACCCGUUCACCGGAGUGUUUUCUGACUAGAAGCGAAUAAAAGCUGUUUUCUUCCA